AUGUACGAAGGCAUCGAACUAUCAGCAUGCGACCCAUCGAUGUUACGCCUGCAAUCGCUAAAAAAACUCUUAAUCACUGUGUACAGUCACGUAAAAAUUGCAGCACACGCACGAUUUAAAGUAGGUGACUCGGUACGCGUCAGCAAAUUCAAAACUGUUUUUGAGAAAGGCUAUACACCAAAUUGGACUACGGAAAUAUUUAAAAUCAUCAAAGUACCGCGUACCAAUCCUGUGACAUAUGUAUUGGAGGAUUCCUGUGGAAAACCCAUCGCUGGAGGAUUCUACGAAUAUGAGCUGCAGCGUGUUGCAAAUCCUGACGUGUAUCUUGUUAAAAAAAUAUUACGCAGAAAAGGAGAUGAGGUUUAUGUCAAGUGGUUGGGAUUCGAUGGAUUGCAUAAUUUAUGGAUACAUAAAGACAAUGUUAUUUAA
Monomorium pharaonis (pharaoh ant) is the source of this 429-nucleotide messenger RNA. RefSeq lists its product as uncharacterized. Lineage: Eukaryota; Metazoa; Arthropoda; Insecta; Hymenoptera; Formicidae. Bases 1 to 429 code for a protein of 142 amino acids. The record is from RefSeq and is a predicted model, not a curated record. The transcript has a single exon.